AUGGCCGAAUGGUUGCGGUGGAAGCAGGAGGGAGGAGAGGCGGCGGAAAGGGAGUGCAUGCGGCAGCGCGCGUGGUUCUACGCGGGAAUUGCGGAGGAAACGUGCGACUUGAGCGCGCUCCGCGCUGCUCAGGCGGCUUCCCCGCGGGUCGCGGCGGAAGGUGCGGCCGCUGCUGACGUGGACGGCAGCGGAGGUGGCAUGCUCGUGCUGCGUGACGUAUACGUCAACGCGCAGGGCCUGGUGUUUAACAAAAGCCACGUGUUCGUCGUUGAUAGGUGCGGAUCCGGCCAAUGGAAGCAGCAACAACCGCAGCAGCGGCAGGUGAAAGUUCCUUCCUACCCACCUGGAACCAGAGUCACUGUUCACCCCCACCUGAUAAAUCUCCUGCCGUACGAAGGCCACGAAGAGGAGGAAGAGGAUGAGCAAACAGGAGGGAGUAACUCCAGCCCAAACGGCGGCAAUCCCGAGGGGCGGGAGUGGGUGGCACAAGCAAAACUGCACAACAGCAAGGAGCGGCUGGUAGCGCGGCUGCUGCCCGUACUAUUCCUCCUCUCCUCCGCCCUCAUGCCCGCCGCCCGCCGCUUCCCUCUGCUGCUCGCCGACCGCCACGUGCUGUUCCACCUGGGCCUGGGGGUGUUCGGUACGGACCUCUCGUCCCUCGCCAUCUCGCCCGAGUCUCCUUUGCUCGGGGACAGCCGCGAUCAUUUGUUCUUCGCCAAGCAGCUCUACGUGCCCAUCCACGUCAGCAGUCUCUGCGGCCUCUCUGCCGCCGGCCGGCCAUCCUGCCCUGACGCGCUCUGGCUCGCGCUGCGGGCCAACCACCUGCUGCCACGUGGCGGUCUGCCCAUCCUCAACCCCGAUUGGACCCCCAACCAGCCCGCCCCUUAUAGUCACAACGUAGUCCUAGGAGGGCAGUCCGUGCCUAGAGACUGGGUGGUGGUGGUCUCGUUACAUGUGCCUCUCACAGAAGCACGCACGCUCUUCUCCCGCGCGCUCCUGCUUGUGGGCCCCACCUCGCCUGCGCUCUCGAAUCUCAUCUUCCUGCCGUUCAAUGCGACGGUGAUUGAGAUUCUCCCCUACUCCGCUCCACAGACCACCACUGCCACUUACCCUUUCCUCCCCACUGCCAACAUCUCCUCUUCCUCCUCCUCUUCUUCCCCCUCCCUUUCCUCCUCCUCCUCGUCAGCAUCUCUGCCCUUCGGUAUCCAAGCGUCGGUCGUCAGCCAACAGGACUCCGCCACGUGGCACUACCGCCUGGCGGAGCGGGCGGGCGUGCGGCACUUUUUGUCUGCUUGCGACCCGGGCCGGAUCAAGCGGGAGCUCGGGGAGCAGUGCCACGUCAGCGAGGUGUACAGCAUUGUCAUGACAGCUGUACGCAGCGGAUGGCUCAGAUGGAACGAUCUCGCCAACGUCCCACAUCACCCCGCCUUCCCACCUGCCAGCCCUCCUGCUGCUGCAACUGCCACUGCUGCUGCCGCUGCUGCUCCCACCACCACCCAACGGGCAUCAAACAUCCUCCCAGAUUUCCAAGAUGCCAUCCCAGGUCAAAGGGGGGGUGGCAUAUGCAGAAGCGGACGAGAUUGCGAGGCAGGGCGGGCGGGACGCGGAGAAGCGGUGGCGAGUGAGGGAGGAGUUAAAGUAUGA
Molecule: messenger RNA, 1644 nt
Organism: Closterium sp. Naga37s-1
Lineage: Eukaryota; Viridiplantae; Streptophyta; Zygnematophyceae; Desmidiales; Closteriaceae
Source: the annotation of a GenBank genome assembly